AUGAGUAAACUACGGAUUGCAGUCCAAGGAUGCUGUCACGGAGAACUAAAUGCGAUCUUCAAUGAAGUCAAUAGACUAAACAACAAAGAAAAAAUCGAUCUAUUAAUCAUACUUGGUGAUUUCCAAAGUUUAAGAUCGAGAGAUGAUUUCAAUUCUAUUAGUAUCCCUCCAAAAUAUCAAAAAUUAGGGGAUUUCAGACAAUAUUAUAUUGAUAGUAAUAAGCGUGCUCCCGUUCCGACAAUAUUCAUUGGAGGGAAUCAUGAAAGUAUGAAACAUUUGAUGCUGUUACCGUACGGCGGCUAUGCUGCCAAUGAGAUUUAUUAUUUGGGUUAUUCUAAUGUGAUUUGGUUUAAAGGUGUUAGGAUUGGAUCGUUGAGUGGUAUUUAUAAGAAAUGGGAUGUUGAUAGAGUAAGGCCAAACUACUCUGAUUUGGAGCGAUUCAAUACAUGGCAGAAAAAUGUAAGGAAUUUGUAUCACGUUAGGAAGCAUGAUUUGGUCCCAUUGUUUAUGAUUAGACAAAAUGUUGAUUUGAUGUUAAGUCAUGAUUGGCCUAGUGGAGUGGUUUAUUAUGGUGAUAUGCAAAGAUUAUUGAAAUUUAAACCCUUUUUCAAAAAUGAUAUCCAAGCUAAGGAACUCGGUAGUCCAUUAAAUUGGCAAUUGUUGAAGGAUUUACAGCCUAAAUGGUGGUUAAGUGCACAUCUACACUGUAGAUAUGAAGCACGCAUCAGGCAUACUAAAAGGAAGACUCAAGAAGAUACAAAUGUCGAAAAGAGAACUGUCCUCAAAAAUAACGCCGAAAUUGAUUUAGGUUUAUCAAGUGAUGAGGAUACGGAUGCCAUAGAAAACAAACAAUCAACUGGGGAGAUGAAGCAAAAAGGGGUUAUACAAAAAAACUCUGCUGAGAUAUCAUUGGAUCUAUCAAGUGACGAAGAGCAUGCGUCAACUACUAAUACAUUGGGUCAUAUCCAAGUACCAGGUAAUGAAAAUCCAACCACAACUGAAGAAGAUAAAGAAAUACUGUAUGCUGAAAACUCUGAUCAUAACAAAGAUAGAAUUGACGAAACAGUUUUCUUAUCCCUAGAUAAAUGUUUACCAAGAAGGAAAUGGCUAGAAAUUAUUGAAGUUGAUGCUAAUGAAAAACACCCCUCUUACAAAUCUGAUAAUGUUUACUGGGAUUGCGAAUUUAUUCGUAAUUUGCAAUAUUUGGAAAAGCACAAGGAAAAAAUAAGGGAAAGACCAUUCAAUACGUUAAAUUGGCACGAAAUGAUUAAAGAACGUUCGAUAGGCCUCAAUAACGAUGAAGAAAUUGAUUGGUCAAACUUCAUAAUACCGAGGUAUGAAUUCGAUAUCCAGAAGAAAGAAGUGGAGCAAACAAGGUUUUUCAAAGAUAAGUUUUUGAGAUUGCACAAAUGA
This is a messenger RNA of Naumovozyma dairenensis CBS 421, 1413 nucleotides long. It is a transcript of the gene DBR1, whose product is annotated as RNA lariat debranching enzyme. The coding region runs from base 1 to 1413 and encodes 470 amino acids. NCBI's taxonomy places the organism in Eukaryota, Fungi, Ascomycota, Saccharomycetes, Saccharomycetales, Saccharomycetaceae. Gene Ontology annotation, biological process: mRNA splicing, via spliceosome. Gene Ontology annotation, cellular component: nucleus. The transcript has a single exon. The record is from RefSeq and is a predicted model, not a curated record. Gene Ontology annotation, molecular function: RNA lariat debranching enzyme activity.